This is a messenger RNA of Suillus bovinus, 717 nucleotides long. RefSeq lists its product as uncharacterized. Bases 74 to 685 code for a protein of 203 amino acids. The transcript is spliced from 2 exons. Gene Ontology annotation, cellular component: mitochondrial intermembrane space. NCBI's taxonomy places the organism in Eukaryota, Fungi, Basidiomycota, Agaricomycetes, Boletales, Suillaceae. Gene Ontology annotation, biological process: protein import into mitochondrial intermembrane space. The record is from RefSeq and is a predicted model, not a curated record. Gene Ontology annotation, molecular function: protein-disulfide reductase activity.
GUCAUCAUGAGAAGUGACAAAUCCGAUUUUUUGGACAUUCAACUCUCGGAUUUUGAUUUUUACCUAUCCCAUUAUGCUCCGGACUAUUACGCGACUGCCACUGCGCAGAUGCCUCCAUACGAAUGUCACCUCCUCGAGCACCCGUGUAUUCAAAAGUGAUUCAACCAGGCCUAGACUUGUUUUGGGAGCUACCGUCGCGUUUGCUGCAUAUAUGGCUUGGUCGCUGAGCUCGGAUAGUCAGCGAAUAUCACUUGAUGCUCAACCUGUGUCCGCACCCAAAAAGCUUCCGGCCUCCACGACUCCCUCACUACCCGCUGCAGACUCCACUCCGCCUCCAAUACAGACAUCCUCUGAGACGUCAGUGCCCAUGCUGGACGAGGACGCAGAUAAAACACCACCGGCCGCGCCAGUAGAAGCACAAAGUGAAGAACAGUCGUCUGGGGGCGCUUACAACCCGGUGACAGGUGAAAUUAAUUGGGACUGCCCGUGCCUCGGUGGAAUGGCCCAUGGUCCAUGCGGCCCAGAGUUCAGAGAGGCUUUUUCAUGUUUCGUGUACUCUGAAAAGGAACCAAAAGGCAUUGAUUGUGUGGAAAAAUUCAAGGCCAUGCAAACCUGUUUCCGGGAACACCCCGAUGUGUAUGGGGACGGUGAGCUUGUCUUCCGAUUAGGAAGUCUCCUGUACUGAAUCCGUGACAGAAAUUAUGGACGACGAUGAUG